This is a messenger RNA of Lagopus muta (rock ptarmigan), 3315 nucleotides long. It is a transcript of the gene RAVER2, whose product is annotated as ribonucleoprotein, PTB binding 2. Gene Ontology annotation, cellular component: cytosol. Gene Ontology annotation, molecular function: mRNA binding. NCBI's taxonomy places the organism in Eukaryota, Metazoa, Chordata, Aves, Galliformes, Phasianidae. The record is from RefSeq and is a predicted model, not a curated record.
CAAUUAGGCCCUCUUGAUAAGGACAUGCUCACAUACACCCGUUCUGACUCAAACUAUGUUUCCAGUUUCCUUUUGAAGGCUGUUUUUCAGGCUUGGCUUCUCUUUCGCCCUCUCGUUGUGGUCAGACCCAUUUCUAAAAUCGGACACAUCAAUCUGUUCUUCAUUCCUUUAUCAAACUGAUGACAACGUUAAAAAAAAAAAAAGCCUAAAUUUACUCGCAAGUGUAACUCGUCUAAGAAGAGACGAAUUUAAGAGAACUACGUCUGUAUUUUAGCAAGCGUGGCCUCAACAGCGUGCGCCGUUCGUACAGAUGCGCGCUUUGUGGAAGCGGAGCUCACCGAGCGGCUCGCGGAGCGCAGCCCGCUGCUGGCACCCGGCUGCCACGUGCCCCGAGGGAGGGAUUUCUGCCGCCAGGGCAGCUCCCGGGCGUUGCUUUCCUCCUCGGGAUGCUCCGCCGUUUGCUCGGGGCGCUUCUGCUGCGAGGAACGCGAACCCUCCGCCUUCCGUCCGCAGAAGCGAACGCUAGCGGGGCGCGCUGCUCCACUCCGCAUCAGCGCCAUUUCUGAGCAGCGGGGCUCGGGGGGCGGCUCGGCUUCUUCCCUCCCCCCGCCUUGGGGCAGGCCGAGGGCGGCGGGGCGGGGCCGGGCCCGGCCGUUCGUCGCGCCCCGCGGUUCCUCCGCCCACCGCCGCGCUCCCCCCGCUCGGCCGGGCGGCUCUGCAAGAUGGCGGCGGCAGCCGAGCGCGGAGCGGGGCUGCCCGCCGAGCCGCCGCCUCCACCGCCGCGCGGGGUUCGGCCGCCGCCGCCGGGCCCCGAGGAGGCGGCGAGGCGGCUGGCGGUCACCCGGCGGGAGCUGAGCAACCGGCGCAAGAUCCUGCUAAGGAACCUGCCGGCCGAGAGCAGCAGCCAGGAAAUCCAUGACUUAUUUAAAGAUUAUGAAAUAAAGUAUUGUUAUGUGGACAGAAAUAAAAGAACAGCAUUUGUUACUCUGUUAAAUGGAGAGCAGGCUCAAAAUGCAAUUCAGAAGUUUCACCAGUACUCUCUUCGAGGAAAAGAAAUAUCCGUGCAACUCCAGCCAACAGAUGCUUUGCUGUGCAUUACCAAUUUGCCUAUUUCAUUUACGUUGGAAGAGUUUGAAGAACUCGUGCGUGCUUAUGGCAAUGUGGAGAGGUGUUUUUUGGUCUAUAAUGAAGUUACUGGUCAUUCCAAGGGCUAUGGCUUUGUGGAAUAUAUGAAGAAGGACUCUGCUGCAAAGGCGAGACUGGAACUUCUGGGGAAGCAGUUAGACGAGAGCACUCUCUUUGCACAGUGGAUGGAUGUGAACCAGCUGACUACUAAUCUAAUUCACUCCAAGUGCCUUUGUGUAGAUAAAUUGCAAAAGGACUUUGCUGAUUCGAAAGAACUGUUGCAGGCUUUCUCGCUACAGUAUAAACCUGUAUUCUGCCAGUUUGCUCAGGAUGAAGAUAGUUGCAUUGGUGACUUUGCAGUGAUCGAGUACGAAACUGCAGAGCAGGCUGAGAAAGUGCAGGAGGCGAUGGACGGCACGGUGAUCAAAGGGAGGAGAGUGCAGGUGUCGUACUGUGCUCCAGGAGCGCCCGGCAGAAGCACACUGGCAGCGCUUAUCGCAGCGCAGAGGAUGAUGAGGAACAAUAGGAAAGGAUUGCUUCCAGAGCCGAAUCCGGUGCAGAUCAUGAAGAGUUUUAACAAUCCAGCAAUGCUGCAAAUCCUCCUGCAGCCCCAGCUGCGUGGACACGCUGUCAAACCUGGAGUUCUGGGAGCAGCAGCAGGUUUGCCUCACCUUAUGAACACAGCAGUCAGCCCUCCUUUCCUACAGCUGAAUAAAGUCCACCAGAACUCAAUUCUGGGCAACACGAGUAACUUGCUGCUGCAGAGCCCUGCUCACCUCCCACUGCCGCAGCAGCAGCUGAUGAAGAUGGAGAACAUCCAGGCCAAUAGUAAACCAGGUUUGCUGGGAGAGCCUCCAACAAUGCUGCUGCAGACUGUGCUGGGAAUAGGGGUAAUGCCAUCAGUGAGCUCAGGCAUGGGAACCCGUGGAGAAGCUCUCAAGUCAGCAGCAGCAGCGGGGAUGGGCUUGUUGCCAUUCUUCCCAAAUCAGCACAUUGUUGGGCAAGCCAUACCAGGGCAAAAUAAUGCUCCGGAUAAAGCACUGAGUGCUGAAGGAGUCGUCUCGGGUUCGCAGCCGUAUCAUCAGGGUGUAACCAACAUCGCUGCAGGAGCCUUGCGGGCCGGCCACGCCAAGCAGCAGAAUCAACUGAACCAGCUGAAAAGCGCUGACACGAGUUUGGGGCCUCCUUCGAAAAAACAGACUUCUCUGCUAGGAGAACCGCCAAAAGAAAUCCGCCUUAGUACCAACCCCUACUUGAAUUUGGCAAGCGUGUUGCCUGGUAUCUGUCUUCCAGCAAUUGCCAGCAAAGCCUCGAGUCCACCACAGCAGAGCGGACUGCCCAACAACAUCGUGGAUGCUGCUGUGUCUCAGGGAACCGCAUCACAACAUGCAAUGGAAAAUUACUUUAAUUACGCUCAGCAGCACGGGGAGUACACACAGGUGGCUCCGGCGAGAAGCGAGAAGCGAGGCUCCUCGUACCUCAUUGCCUCCCCAGAACCUGGCCCAGUGGAGUACCUCGGCCAGCACGCUCAGGGCUCCGCAGUGCGUUACGCUGAAUCCUCGCUGAAAAAGAAGCGCGUUUACUGAGACCCCACCAGUCAGCCCUGCCUUGAGAGGCGAAGGCAAGCCUUGCGUACCUCUGCUAUUUAUUGCUGCCUUAACUUCAGACAAAUAACUUUUCUUUCUCCGUGGGUUACGAAUAUCCCAAGAGGAGCAACCCUGUGUAACAGGCAGGUUUGCCAAGUGAGCUGUAGGCGCCGAUACGCCGUUAGCCCUUUCUCAGUAGUCUGACUUGCCUUCUGGAAGGGUGGAUGGGUGUCCUUCAUCUGCCACCAAAGCAAACGGGGAGCUGGAGCCGACCCAGAGAGGUAACCAGCUCACUCUGUAGUUCCUGGCAGCGUACAGCUGAAAGCAAUAAAAACACUGAGGGGGGAACAGGGAUUCUUUCUCUAGUCCUCAGGCUGAGGAAGUUAAAGACAAAGUCUUAAUAGCAAUUCUCUUUCUUAUUUUUUUAACUCAAGAAUGUGGGUUGUUGGUUUUUUUUUUUGAUCUUGCUUAUCCCAGGAUUAAGAUUUCUGCAUUUACAACCCUUAUAUUUUUAAGAUUCCCUCUUAAUCCUGGAGUGCAGAUAUACCAAAUGUAUUCCUAGAGUCGCUGUGAUGUUUUCAAUAAAUGUUUGUUAAAAGCGCGA